Messenger RNA from Trematomus bernacchii (emerald rockcod), 3305 nucleotides. It is a transcript of the gene acox3, whose product is annotated as acyl-CoA oxidase 3, pristanoyl. The transcript is spliced from 21 exons. Bases 210 to 2288 code for a protein of 692 amino acids. Gene Ontology annotation, molecular function: pristanoyl-CoA oxidase activity; FAD binding; fatty acid binding. Gene Ontology annotation, cellular component: peroxisome. Lineage: Eukaryota; Metazoa; Chordata; Actinopteri; Perciformes; Nototheniidae. Gene Ontology annotation, biological process: fatty acid beta-oxidation using acyl-CoA oxidase; lipid homeostasis. The record is from RefSeq and is a predicted model, not a curated record.
UGCUAGCAUGGCUGCGUAAAGGUUACACAGCUACUGUCACACUAGUUGUAUAACAGUGGAAGAAACGAGUGAGCGACAUUAACAAGGUAUACCGCUGUAACGCUGUGACUACAUUGGAACAACACAUUGUGUAAGUGAAACAGCUUCCAGAGACUUUGAACUGAGCAGCUCAACUAUAAAGUGGAUAUUGUCAGCCUGAAUACAACAAGAUGGCUCAUGAAGUGGCUGACCUCCCCAGUGGCCCCCUGGAUGUGUACAGGAAGAAAUCCUCUUUCAACUGGAAGGACAUGCUCUUCUUCUUGGAGGGAGAGGAGAUUUUGGCAUUCAAGCACAAUUUGUGGAAGACACUUGAGGACGACCCCCUGUUUGCACGCCUUCCUGGUGAAGAUGUCUCUAUGGAGAAAAUGAGAGAGCUGACCUUCCUGAGGGUGAAGCAGCUCUUUCGAUACAACUUCCUGACAGAAGAAGAGACGAUGUCUAACCCCUGGAAGACUGUGGCUCUCAAUGAUUGUCUGGGCAUGUAUGACUGGGCCAUGGGGGCCAAGUACUUUCUCAACCAAGGGAUGUUUGGAAUGACUGUUGCUGGCUCAGGAUCAAAGAGACACAGCAAAUUUGUUGAAAGCACAAAAGACAUGACGACAUUUGGAUGCUUUGCACUGACGGAGCUGAGCCAUGGCAGCAACACCAGAGCCAUGAGGACCACAGCGACCUAUGACCCCUCCACUCAGGAGUUUGUGAUCAACUCUCCAGACUUUGAAGCUGCCAAGUUCUGGGUGGGGAAUCUUGGCAAGACGGCAACGCACGCUGUGGUGUACGCCCAGCUGUUCACGCCGGACCAGGUGUGCCAAGGGCUGCACUCCUUCGUUGUGCAGGUGAGAGAUACCAAGACCUUGCUCGCUCUGCCCGGCGUGAUGGUUGGAGAUAUGGGCAAGAAGCUGGGCCAGAACGGACUAGACAACGGGUUUGCUAUGUUUCAUAAUGUGAGGAUCCCUCGGGAGAGUCUACUGAAUAAGACUGGAGAUGUGACUCCUGAGGGCCGCUACGUUACGCCAUUCAAGGACCCCAACAAGCGUUUUGGGGAGUCUCUGGGGGCCCUGUCAGGGGGCAGGGUGACCAUCACCAGGAUGGCUCUGGUCAACCUGAAGCUAGCCCUGACUAUCGCCAUCCGCUUCUCAGCCACCCGCAGGCAGUUUGGACCCAAAGACACCGAGGAGAUCCCUGUUCUGGAGUACCAGUUACAGCAAUGGCGUCUGAUCCCCUUCCUGGCAGCAGCGUAUGCUCUUGAACACUUCACCAAAUCCACCUUCAUGAACUUUGUUGAGUUCAGGAUUGGACAGGCAAUGAGGCUGAAGGAUGACAGACAAGCAGAGAUGGGCAGGGAGAUCCACGCCAUUGGCUGCUCCAGUAAACCCCUGGGCUCCUGGACCGCUGCCAGGGGGAUCCAGGAGUGCAGGGAGGCCUGCGGGGGACAUGGAUACCUGGCCAUGAACCGGCUCGGUGAUCUGCGUAAUGACAACGACCCAAACUGCACGUACGAAGGAGACAACAACGUGUUGCUGCAACAGACCAGCAACUACCUGCUCAGCUGGCUCUAUGCCAAACAGCGUGAUGGUGUGCGUAUUGAGUCUCCUCUUCACACUGUGGAUUUCCUGGAUGAUCUCCAAAACAUCCUGCUAACCAAGUUCACAGCAAGGACCAUGGAGGAGUGCAUGGACUCUGCAGUGCCAUUGGCUGCCUAUAAGUGGCUGGUGUGUUUCCUGUUGGAGGAGAGCCAGAAGAAGCUGGAGCAGCAGAGGGCCAUGGGAAAAGAUGAUUUCGAGGCCCGUAACAACAGCCAGGUGUACUCCUCUCGUACCCUGGCGAUGGCCUACAUAGAACACAACUGCCUGCAGAGGUUCCAUGACCUGACCGUUGAUGAGGACACACCGGCUGAUCUCAGACCUGUUCUCAGCAAACUAUGUGCUCUGUACGGGCUGUGGAGUCUCAGCACCCACAUGGCCAUACUUUACCAGGGUAACUAUCUGAGUGGAAGGAAGCCCGCAGAGUUGGUCCAAACGGCCAUUCUCACUCUCUGCUCCCAGCUGAAGGAUGAUGCAGUAUCGUUGGUGGAUGUUUUCGCCCCCACUGAUUUCAUUCUCAACUCACCUAUUGGCUACGCUGACGGACAGCUCUACAAGAACCUGUGGUCCACAGUGAUGCAGGGCAACCAGGUGAUGGAGCGGCCUUCAUGGUGGAAGGAGUUCUGCUCCGACAAGCCGGUGGUCGGGUCCCUCCGUCCAAAACUCUAGAACCCAGAAACAAUCACGACUACACAACGUGUCCGAAAGCUGAAAUACAGUGUGUGUGCCUUAAAAUAAUUCCAACUGUGCACUUUGAAAUGUAAUGUCCCUGUGGACUAAUGUUUUGCCAGAACCCUACAGUGCAACACUGCACCUCAGUUAAGAUGAAAUUAUGAUUCAUUGACGUAAUUCUCAUAUACAGAGUAUUUUACAGCAUUAUUUUCCUACUAAUACAUUAUUAAUGGUAUAUUUUUUAAAUUAUUAUUGAGGAAAAGAUAUGCAAGAAGAUAUCCUUCUGGGUUCCAGUUGAAGAUAACACUUGAUGGAAACAAUGAUACAUUGAUUAAAAAUAUUAUUGACAUAUAUAUGCUUACAUUUGUGUGUCAAACAAAUGUAAUGACUUGCCAUCCCUAUCAUUUGUUCUACAUUUAAGUGUGAAUCAGACAUGUGAACUCUAUCAUCGGCACAACAGAAUAACCAAUGUUAAACAUUUUUAAAUAACAAUAUUCCAGUGUGUUAGGUACAUUUCAAAACCAUCGUUAUGGCCAUACCAAGUUUCAGUACAAGUUUUACCACAAGAGCAUUUUUUCUUUAAUCUAUGGUGCCGAUUAAGUGUCAGUAAGAUUUGCACGUGUGAAAUGUAUAGAAAUUGUAUUUGGUAAACAUGUGAUUCUGUACUUAUAUUCCCUGCAAUACCUUAUGUUUGAUAUCAUUUCUGCAAGAGUUUUAUUGCAUUUGAUUACAUUCUCAAUGUUUUCUAUGUUUUAAAUGAUUAUUUCUGAACAUCAUAUUCAAAAAUCUUACUGACCCUUAUCCUAUAAAAGUGUCUCUUAUUACAACGAAUAAGUGACCUCUAAACUGAUUCUAAGUGUGAUUUCAUACUUGAUGUAAUAUUAUGUAAUUAUGAAAUAAUUGUGUUUUUUUGUAGAUGAUGUACAAUUCUUUAUGUAAAGGAUGAUUUAAAUGUUUGCAAUACUGUGUUUUGUUGUAAAAAUAAUGCAGAAUAAAUUAUAUUACUAAUACAAA